Molecule: messenger RNA, 2073 nt
Organism: Rhizophagus irregularis DAOM 181602=DAOM 197198
Lineage: Eukaryota; Fungi; Glomeromycota; Glomeromycetes; Glomerales; Glomeraceae
Source: RefSeq, a predicted model, not a curated record
AUGGCUACCAUCCAUAUAACUUGCUUGGACGUAGACGAUUAUUCUCAUGAAGACGUACUUGAACUUGAUAUUAGAGAAACAGAGACUAUUGGUAAUCUCAGAGAAAUAAUCAAGAGCAGCAAACUUAGUUUUGAUAAUGCUAAAAGCUUCGAAGUUUUGAAAGUUAAUUCCUCUUACAAUGAGAUUAAUGAAAAACUGGCAUUUCUUGAAGAUAAUUCUUCCGUUAACAUCAAGAAGGUAUUGGGAGGAGAGGAGUUGAACGCAACAGAUAAAAUUUCUGAAGUUUUCGAAACGGAAAAAAAUUGUAUUGUCCUUAUCGAACCACGAAGCAAUAAUUGGAAAAACUUAUGGAUUGAAUUGCGUGGAUCGGAAGAAAAAUUGAAUUGGAUUAAUUUCCGUCGUCGCAUGCUCUUUGAUCAGUAUAACAGAAAUUUCGAAGUUGGAUCUUAUGAAGAUUUGACAGCACGAAUUAGCAUCCUCAAUAUUAAAUCCGAUACACUUCACGAUUCUGUCGUCUCACCUUGUCGAACGAAAGAUACAAAUAAAGUUAACACGAAAGGUAACACGCUUAUCACACAUCCAGUAGGGAUGGAAAAUGAUGAAACUGAUGUUGCGUACAAUGAUAUUCGCUUUGGGCGUUCUAAUAUCAGUAUUGAUAAUCAUAACGUAAAAGAUAUUACCUCCGAUUUUUUCUCGGUAAAUGGAGAAAUUUCUUAUGGAAUUCCCGAGAAUACCCAUGACAUUAUCGACCAGAUAUACAACUUACUCGUUGAAAAGAAAAGUGGAAUUGAUGAUAUACUAGAAUCGCAACCAGUAUAUUUUAUAGGUCCCAGCUUUCAUGAGUUUAAUAAUUUCCCCUCUAUUACCUGUUGGGUAACUGAGCCUUUGUGUCUACCAGUUUUAGAACAACUCGAAAAAUUAUUUGACGGGAAAUUUAGGGUUGUUAGUCAAAUGAUGGAAACGACUGAUGGAGGAUCAAGUAACAAUACAACUUCAGGAGGGUCAAGUGGAGACUCCGCAAAUAAUAAAGAAACACCAGAAAACAAAGAUUUUGAGGGAAAGGAUGACAAAGACGAUGAAGAAAAAAAUGGCGACUCCCACAGCGGUGGCGAUGACAACCACGAGAAAUACGAGUCCAAUACUCGUAGUAGAAAUAGCAGCACAAUAAAUAUAUCUUCCAUUUCAUUUGCUGAUUACGUCACUAAUCAGCAGGUUUUUACGAUCAAUGUUAAAUUCUAUGCGAAAAUUAUUCGUGAUGAGGAAAGUGGUGGAAAGCUUUUAAUAGUCCACACUGAUGUAACCGAAUGUAGGACAAGUGAAUUACUUAGUCGGAAUUGUGUCCAACUCUCCCAACUAGGCUAUGGAUAUUCUCUUGAAACGGUUAAAAUUGGCAUCUCUCCAAUUACCAAUGCGAUUGGAAACAGAGAAGAGCUAUGUGUACGAAAAGAUUAUAAUCCGAAAGAAAAAUACAUAUCAGUUGAUACUUCAACAGGCGUUGAGAAUCUAGGUGGUCUAGAGGUUGGGACUGCAGUAAAGUUAGGAUUCCAAGGGAAAAAUUCUAAUAUUACCAAAGUUACAUCGGAUGAGAUGCAAUUGCGCACUUGGGGCGGUCACAUUUCUGGCGAUCAUUGGGGCUAUGAAAAAAAGUCUAAUAAUGCAAUUCUUUCAUUUGAGCCCGGACUUCACAGUUGCGAAUGGUAUUUAAUGGAAAAAAUGCAUGGAUUUUGUGUUAAAAUUACUCAAGUUUUAUGCUUCAAGUUUAAUGACAAAGGAUGGGCAUACUUAUUAAAACCUAAAUUAGUGAAGUGUCCUAUGAUAUCGCAUACACUUGAAAUUAAAUUCAAUGAUCUCGAAGGUUUUAACGAGAAGUUUGCGAGACUUAAAUAUUUCCAUAAAGGGGCCGAGGAACUAAUAUUCGAUGUCGAAAAAAAUAAAAUGCCAAAUCCGACUACCCAACUGAUUCUGUCAUUGAUAUUGAGCGCUAUUUCGUUGAUGAGAAUCAAAGGAACUAACUUCUGUACGAUAUCCUAUCCACCUAGGCGAAGCCUACGAAGCAGAGUAGAUUUGUGUUAA